Macaca mulatta (Rhesus monkey) is the source of this 2895-nucleotide messenger RNA. NCBI's taxonomy places the organism in Eukaryota, Metazoa, Chordata, Mammalia, Primates, Cercopithecidae. The record is from RefSeq and is a predicted model, not a curated record.
GGUGUGUGUGUGUGUGCGCGCGUGUGCCGUCUUGCAUCUGGAGCACGUAACUGCCUUGGGUCAUCGAUGAGUGGGUCCCCACUCCUAGGACUUCCCAGCGAAGGUGGAGGCAGCAAACAUCCUGGGUGCCGCCACGGUCCACUCCACACAGUCACAAACACCAGCGCCGCGGGCAGUACCCAAGGCGCUUAAAGUGUUGCGCCCGGAGCGCGCGCUUCCCCAGUGGUUUCCGCAGGCCAUGGCCGGGCACUUAGACCUAGCCUAGCACUAGCGGGACGUGCUCCUUGCCCCCACCCCCGAUGGGGAGGACCCUGAGCGGGUAGUGCUCGCCAGUGUGGCGGAGCUGGGUCUUGGCUUCACGGAGCUGACUUAAGUCUUAGUUUCUGUUUUGUUUCCCAAAGCGCCUUGGCGGCGGAGAGUAAGGGUCUCGGAGGCGGAAUCUGGGGGCGGGCACCUCUCCCACCCAAAAGGUACCCGACAGGCGAAAAACGAUCCGCCAAGUAGCAACUGGAGGCUGGGGGCAAAUGGAAGAAUGAGGUUCCAUGCCGGAGCCGCUGGGCGCAACAAGAAAGGAAGCGAAGGGCGGACAGGGAACAAUCUGACAAAACUGCAACGGAAAACGACUUUCACCCUGAAGGAAAGGGGGAAAAACAAGCUUGCAAAACUUGGCCAACUGGAAAGUAGAAAGUGAGGCGGGUGGGCGGGAUUAGGGAGGACUCUGCCCAAGCCAACCGGUGACUUUAGGACGGGUGACGUCACAGCCAAUGGACAGCCAGCGCGGGAUUUUCAAUUCUUGUUCCGCCCAAUCGGGAAAAGACUGUGCUUAUAAAGACGGCUGCCGCGGGGCCAGCAGCCCGUUUCUCUCCCCGCCGCUGCGCUGGUAAGCUUGUGUUUUGGUUCGCUAUGGCCCGUACUAAGCAGACUGCCCGCAAGUCGACCGGCGGCAAGGCCCCGAGGAAGCAGCUGGCCACCAAGGCGGCCCGCAAGAGCGCGCCGGCCACGGGCGGGGUGAAGAAGCCGCACCGCUACCGGCCCGGCACCGUGGCCCUGCGGGAGAUCCGGCGCUACCAGAAGUCCACGGAGCUGCUGAUCCGCAAGCUGCCCUUCCAGCGGCUGGUACGCGAGAUCGCGCAGGACUUUAAGACGGACCUGCGCUUCCAGAGUUCUGCCGUGAUGGCGCUGCAGGAGGCCAGCGAGGCCUACCUGGUGGGGCUGUUCGAAGACACGAACCUGUGCGCCAUCCACGCCAAGCGCGUGACCAUCAUGCCCAAGGACAUCCAGCUGGCCCGCCGCAUCCGUGGUGAGCGGAGCGGGGAAGGCACUUCCGGUUGGGCUCCCAACAAAACACGGGGCCGGUUGACAAGUCGGGUCCCCUGCUGCGGUGCCAUCUUGAGCUCUGCCGACUUCGGCCAGUUGGCCUAUCCGGACUGGCCGGGCUGCGGCCGCUUUCCUUGGCGCCGGCUUGGGGGCUGUGACGUGGAGGGCCACACGCCCGUGCUUCGCGCCCAAACCGGCCUCACCCGGCGCGGCCCUCCGGCUAGCGAGGGAAAUGACCACCUCGGCCUCGCCGGGGUUCUGCGGGCAAACGUGGGGAGAACUGCGCUGGGGCUGCCGGUCGGGCCCACGCCACCUCCACCAGCACAGUGGGUCACAGCAAUUUCUAGAGCAUGCCUCUGGGUCUCUGCGGAGACCCUCAUAACCUGCUUAGGCCCACAGUGCAUGGGCGGUAUUCUGACUUCAAAAACUAGUGACCUUCAGAGAUCCGACUGUCGCCCCACUGCCAAAGUUACCUUCCAACAUCGUUACUGUUGCACUUUAUGCAGUCAAGUGUCCAGCUCCUCAGAUGAGCGAGUGGUCGGCCCUAAAAAGGGCCUUUGGGAUCGAAACGUGCAAAGCUGGAGCGGCGGCCUAGCCUCCGAAGCCGUGACUGCGUCCCGAAUCACGUUCUCCAGGAACACCUUCAGCACACCGCGGGUCUCCUCACAUGACUGCUACAGCCUGAAAGACAGCUUCUGUCAGGGCAAGCACGGUCUUCCCCUGAUAUACAAGAGAUACAGCAUGGCCCGUACUAAGCAGACUGCCCGGAAGUCGACCGGCGGCAAGGCCCCGAGGAAGCAGCUGGCCACCAAAGCUGCCCGCAAGAGCGCGCCGGCCACGGGCGGGGUGAAGAAGCCGCACCGCUACCGGCCCGGCACCGUGGCCCUGCGGGAGAUCCGGCGCUACCAGAAGUCCACGGAGCUGCUGAUCCGCAAGCUGCCCUUCCAGCGGCUGGUACGCGAGAUCGCGCAGGACUUUAAGACGGACCUGCGCUUCCAGAGUUCUGCCGUGAUGGCGCUGCAGGAGGCCAGCGAGGCCUACCUGGUGGGGCUGUUCGAAGACACGAACCUGUGCGCCAUCCACGCCAAGCGCGUGACCAUCAUGCCCAAGGACAUCCAGUUGGCCCGCCGCAUCCGCGGGGAGCGGGCCUAAGGCAUAUUUUUAAGUGGUCGAUCUAAAGGCUCUUUUCAGAGCCACUGCCGUUUUCAUCAAGAGCAGCUGUAGUGGCUCUCCAUCUGGCGUGCGUCUGCCUUGCGCACCGGUCAGGGGCCAGGGGCACUCGUAGUGGUGGGUGACGUUACAGAACCCAAAGCCCAGCCGCGAGUUGGCUGGCGGUAGAAAAAGCCACAGAGGCAUGGUCCUUGUGGUUCCGGCCGAGCCUGCCUUUUCACCCUGGUUUAAGGCCAGAGCUCUGGCUCCCAAUUCUGUGGGUCAAGUUUUGCAUGGCGGCAAGAGACAAUGUGGGGAGUUUCGAGAUGUAGAAGAUUCUAAGUGUAAGGGUGGGGCAAGUCCCUUAAAAAUUAUAAACCCGUUUCCAGGUUUAUUUAAGAAGUGUAUAAGUUUAAUUAAAGCUCAGCA